UUUUUUUUCUUUCUCGUUUUAUUUUUUUUUUUCUUUCCUUUUCCUAAUAAAUAAUAAUAAUAAAUCAAUCAUGUCUGACGAAAAGAUUAGCAAGGAAAUCAUGGCUCUUGAAACCAAAGAAGCUGAAAUCGCUAAAAAGGUACAAGAUUAUCAUCGUAAACUUAUGACUCCUAUCUGGGACGAACGUCGUGAACUUGUCAAACAAAUCCCAAACUUUUGGUCUGAAGUGAUUAGUAACUCUACCUUGUUUAGAAUGCAACCUUCUGACGAUGAUCUUGAAGCUUUGGAAAAUUUGACUGAUUUUAAUGUGGAAUAUGAUGAUGCUAAUCCUGAUUAUCGCAAGGUGGUGGCUACUUUCAAAAAGAAUGGUAUUUUCAAGAAUGAAACAUUGACCAAGGAAUUCACUGUGGAUGAAGAAGAUGUCAAGGUGAUCAGCAAAUCUACUAUUGAAUAUCACGAAGGAAAGGAACCCUCUAAGAAACGCAAGGCUGAAGAAGAAGAAGAAGAAGAUGAAGACUUUUUGGUUGGUUUUGUUAGAUGGUUUGGUGAUGAAACCAUUCCUUAUGGUGUUGCUUUGACUGAAGAUGUUUUCCCUGCUGCUCUAGAAUAUUACCGAGGAAAUGAAUCUGAUGAUGAUGAAGAUGAUGAAGACAUUGAACUUGGAUCUGAUUCUGAAGAAGAUGAAGAAGAAGAAGCACCUAAAAGCAAGAAAUCCAAGAAAUAAACAAUAGAAACUCUAGUUUUAGUUUAUCUCAUCAUAUGAAAAUAAAGAUCUCUCUCUUUUUUUUUUUUUGUCA
Messenger RNA from Halteromyces radiatus, 797 nucleotides. RefSeq lists its product as uncharacterized. Gene Ontology annotation, molecular function: histone binding; chromatin binding. Gene Ontology annotation, cellular component: nucleus; chromatin. Bases 71 to 724 code for a protein of 217 amino acids. Gene Ontology annotation, biological process: nucleosome assembly. NCBI's taxonomy places the organism in Eukaryota, Fungi, Mucoromycota, Mucoromycetes, Mucorales, Cunninghamellaceae. The transcript has 8 exons. The record is from RefSeq and is a predicted model, not a curated record.